AUGGCGGAUCCAAGCGCGGAGUCGGUCCAGCAGAAGAUACAGAUAGCGAGGCGGGAUGCAGAGGCCCUCAAGGACAGGAUAAAGCGCAAGAAGGAUGAUCUCGCCGACACCACCCUGCGCGCUGUCGCGCGAGACAGAGUGGAAGCCCUCCCACGAUUGUCGAUGAAAACCAAGCGCACAUUACGAGGACAUUUAGCUAAGAUCUACGCGAUGCACUGGUCGACUGACCGCCGGCAUCUCGUGUCCGCAUCGCAGGACGGCAAACUCAUCAUCUGGGAUGCGUAUACGACCAACAAGGUGCACGCCAUUCCUCUCCGGUCAUCGUGGGUCAUGACGUGCGCGUACUCACCUAGUGGCAACUACGUCGCAUGUGGUGGCUUGGACAACAUCUGCUCGAUCUACAACCUUUCGGCAAGAGAUGGGCCAACGCGGGUAGCACGAGAACUAAGCGGACACUCCGGAUAUCUCAGUUGCUGCCGCUUCAUCAGCGACAGGCGCAUCCUGACGUCCUCUGGUGACAUGACUUGUGUGCUGUGGGACAUUGAGACUGGUCAGAAGAUCUCGGAGUUCGCGGACCACCUCGGCGAUGUGAUGAGCUUGAGCAUAAACCCGCUCGACAACAAUCAGUUCGUGUCUGGAGCUUGUGAUGCGUUCGCCAAGCUGUGGGAUAUCCGACAACAAAAAUGCAGCCAGACGUUUGCUGCACACGACUCUGACAUCAACGCUAUUCAGUUCUUCCCGAAUGGAAACGCUUUCGGUACUGGUUCUGAUGACGCUUCCUGCCGACUGUUCGAUAUACGUGCAGAUCGCGAGCUGCAAAGUUACACAAUUGGCGAGCCCGUAUGCGGCAUCACGUCUGUGGCAUUUUCUGUAUCCGGCAGAUUGCUGUUCGCUGGCUACGACGAUUUCGAGUGUAAAGUUUGGGAUGUCCUCCGUGGCGAUCGCGUCGGCACACUCCAAGGGCACGACAACCGUGUGAGCUGUUUAGGGGUCUCCAACGAUGCGAUGUCGUUGUGCACUGGUUCUUGGGAUUCAAUGCUGAGAAUCUGGGCAUGA
Molecule: messenger RNA, 1056 nt
Organism: Recurvomyces mirabilis
Lineage: Eukaryota; Fungi; Ascomycota; Dothideomycetes; Mycosphaerellales; Teratosphaeriaceae
Gene: STE4
Product: G protein subunit beta
Exons: 5
Coding region: 1-1056 (351 amino acids)
Biological process (GO): G protein-coupled receptor signaling pathway
Cellular component (GO): cytoplasm; heterotrimeric G-protein complex
Molecular function (GO): protein binding; signaling receptor complex adaptor activity
Source: RefSeq, a predicted model, not a curated record